UGCUCCUCAUGCACCAUCUCUGACGGAAGAAACCAUGCUUUCCCUGAGGGUCGCCUGCCUCGUCCUGAGCGUGGCCAGCACAGUCUGGACUGCAGACACCGGAGGUGAAUUCUUAGCAGAAGGAGGAGGAGUGCGUGGGCCAAGAGUUAUGGAGCGACAUCAGAGUCAAUGCAAGGAGACAGACUGGCCCUUCUGCUCUGAUGAAGACUGGAACCACAAAUGCCCUUCAGGCUGCAGGAUGAAAGGGUUGAUUGAUGAAGUCAAUCAGGAUUUUACAAACAGAAUCAACAAGCUCAAAAACUCACUAUUUGAUUUUCAAAAGAACAACAAGGAUUCUAAUUCACUGACCAGGAAUAUCAUGGAGUAUUUGAGAGGAGACUUCGCUAAUGCAAACAACUUUGAUAACACUUUUGGGCAAGUGUCAGAGGACCUGAGGAGCAGAAUUGAGAUCCUGAAGCGUAAAGUCAUAGAGAAAGCUCAGCAGAUUCAAGUUCUGCAGAACAAUGUCAGGGCUCAGCUGAUAGACAUGAAGCGCCUAGAGGUGGACAUUGAUAUCAAGAUCCGCUCUUGCAAAGGGUCCUGCAGCAGGGCUGUAAACCGCGAGAUAAAUCUACAGGACUAUGAGGGUCAGCAAAAGCAGCUUGAACAGGUCAUUGCUAAAGAAUUGCUUCCUGGGAGAGACAGGCAGUACUUGCCAGCAAUAAAAAUGUUUCCAGUUCCCGACCUGGUUCCCGGAAGUUUUAAGAGCCAGCUUCAGGAGGCCCCUCCAGAGUGGAAGGCGUUAACAGAAAUGCGGCAGAUGAGAAUGGAGUUGGAGCGGCCCGGGAAGGAUGCUGGUUCUGGUUCCCGAGGAGAUUCGCGAGGAGAUUCGCGAGGAGAAAGUUGGCGAGCAGACUCCCGCGGAGAUUCUCCAGGGGACUCUGCAACACGUGGACCAGGGUCAAAGGCAGAAAACCCCACGAACCCUAGACCUGGUGGAGCUGACUGGCGUCCAGGGAGCUCCAGGACUGGAAGUGAUGGAAAUCGGAGCCCUGGGACCACUGGGUCUGAUGGCGCUGGAGGCUGGAGUACCGGAAGCUCUAGAUUUGGCUCCAGCUCUGGGAACCCUAGGCCUAGUAACCCUGACUGGGGUGAUUUUUCGGAGUCUGGGGCGAGUAGCCGCCCAGCAAUAAGAAAAGAGUAUCACACAGAUAAACUGGUCACUUCUAAAGGAGAUAAAGAGCUCCUGAUUGGAAGCGAGAAGGUCACCUCUUCUGGCACAAGCACCACACGUCGUUCAUGCUCUAAAACCAUUACCAAGACUGUAACCGGUUCUGAUGGUCGUCGGGAAGUGGUCAAAGAAGUGGUCACCUCGGAUGACGGUUCUGACUGUGGUGAUGCCAUUGACUUAGACAUGAGCCACAGUUUUAGUGGCAGGCUUGAUGAACUUUCCCAAAUGCAUCCCGACCAUGCUGCUUUCUUUGGCAGCCGCUUUAGUUCACUCUCACCUAACUUCAAAGAAUUUGGCAGUAAGACCCAUGCUAUAGGCUCUGAUUCUGACAUCUUCACAGACAUUGAGGACCCCAGCUCCCAUGUACCUGAGUUUUCUUCCGGUAGUAAAACCUCAACUGUCAGAAAACAAGUAAUCAAGAGCUAUAAAAUGGCAGAUGAGGCAGGAAGUGAAGUUCACGAGGAAGGAGAAACUCGGACCACCAAGAGGGGCCGUGCCAAAGCUCGCACAAUGAGAGGUAUCGACCCUUAACUUUCGGGAGAUCCCCUGACCCCCUAGAUAAAAUUAACCAUUUCUGCAAAGUGCUUUCCAGGCACCUCUUUCCUAACCUCCUCUAGUGCUUUGUUGGAAUCUCAUUUUUUUGUCAGUUUUUCAUGCUAGACUGUACGUUCCUCGGGGGCAGGGACUUUGCCAUGUGUCUAUUUCUGUAAUUCCCAAAUGCCUAACA
This is a messenger RNA of Apodemus sylvaticus (European woodmouse), 1937 nucleotides long. It is a transcript of the gene Fga, whose product is annotated as fibrinogen alpha chain. Gene Ontology annotation, molecular function: signaling receptor binding; extracellular matrix structural constituent. The transcript is spliced from 5 exons. The record is from RefSeq and is a predicted model, not a curated record. Lineage: Eukaryota; Metazoa; Chordata; Mammalia; Rodentia; Muridae. Bases 35 to 1741 code for a protein of 568 amino acids. Gene Ontology annotation, cellular component: fibrinogen complex. Gene Ontology annotation, biological process: platelet activation; blood coagulation; platelet aggregation.